UAUUGACUUUAAUAUAAUAAUAAUAACAAACAAAAAAUCUAAUUGUUUUUUAUUAAUACAGUAUUCAAUGAUUUUGUAUUAUUAUUAUUAUUAUUGUAAAUACAAUACAUAUAUGAUAUAUAAGUAAUACUAUAGUAUUGGUUGACAGCUAUUGGUGGCAGCCGUGUGUGUGUUGGCCAACAAAUGUGUGUCCAUUAUCACCGAUACCAUCAUCUUUAUCAUCAACAACAUCACUGCUACAAUCACUUCGGGUCUUCGCAACACAAUAUGCGUCCAAACAAACCAAUGGCCACCAGUUGUUGUUGUUGUUGUUGUAGUGGUCAUCGGCAUUGACACCGACGACCUCAUUGACUGACUCAUCUCUGUUUGUUUUCUCUGUGUGUGUAUAACCAUCGAUGAAUAUCAUCUCAUCUAUAACUAGAGGACAACUAUCCCGACAAUGGCCUACUUGUUUACCAUAGAACAGAUCGAACUGGUCAGACGUCUCCGCAAGACUGGACUCACCAAAGAGCAGGUCUGGCGGGCCUAUGAAGAGAUGGACCGAAUGGACGGCGAACUCAAUACUACUGGUGUCGACCAAAGUGUCUGCAAUAAUAACGGCAAUAAUCAUAACCCGGUGGUGACCGCCAGCGGUUCGCCGCUGGCAAACAACGGUCGGCCAUUGACUUCAUCGACACAAUUGAUGGCCAACUCGUGUCACACAAUGUCUCAGUCGCAGCAAGAGUUUCAACGAUCGGUUCAACAGCCGAUGCAUUCGAUAGCCGCCAAUUCAAAGACAUUACAACAUAAUUCGCAUUCACUGUCACUAAUAGACAGCUCGUCCAUCGAUAUGAGUGACGACGAACUGUCGCCCAAAGAGUCGUCAUCGGUCUCCAUAAUACCGUUGCUGACAUCACAACAAACUGAUAGCCAAUCGAUGGCUGUAUCGCUCAGACCACAAAUGACAGUCAACACUAUCUCUACAGAGGAAUCUCAAGAGUUAAAUGACUUCAAGAAGAGAGGCGAGAUAACAAUGCUUAAUGAGAUCCGCACUUUUGUCAACAAAUAUAACAUAAGACAGAUAAUGAUCGCUGAGAUGACCAAAAUAUCUCAGGGAUAUGUCUCGCGAUUCUUUCGCGGCGAAGGCCAAGACAUGUCGGACAAGUCGAAGAACUUGAUCUACUUGUGGUAUCUGUCGUGUCGUAAUCGACCCGAAUUGUUAACCCAAUACUGUCCGCAAACGAUUGGCGAACGGCGCACACAGUUGACCGAAACGGGCGAUCUGUUGCCGAUAAGAAGGGAUCGAUUUAUCUUUCGUAAGGAACAUCUCAUGGUUUUAGACAAGUAUUUCAAAGACAACGCCUAUCCGGACGCGUCAACCAAAGAGAUGAUCGCCGAUGAGUGUAACACAUGUGUCGAAAGGAUAACUCGGCGACCGCUUAAAGAAAGAGACAAAGUAUCCAUUUCUGUGGUCAGCAAUUGGUUUAAUAAUAAACGCAAAGAAGCAAAAAGCAAACAUUUGCCGCUUAAUCAACCGAUCGGGGCAUCGCCGCAAUUGGUCACACAGGGCGGCCCCGGUAUGUAUUCAAUGAUGAUAUCGGAGAGCAGUAUCUACUCUAACCAUUCGGACCAAAGUAUCGAAGAAGUGGAGACCAAACCAGACCUGUCUAUACUUCAGGAGCUGUCCGGCAAUGAAUCACUCGAGUUGUCCGAUGAGGACGCGGUAGACGAGAGUCAACACGUGUACCAAUUGGAUGAUUCGGUCAACAAUUUGCAUCAUUCACAUCAUCAGCAACAACAACAUCAAGACUUUGACGCCAAACUCGAACCAACUUUUUAA
Oppia nitens is the source of this 1819-nucleotide messenger RNA. Its product is annotated as homeobox-containing protein 1-like. Gene Ontology annotation, biological process: positive regulation of DNA-templated transcription. Lineage: Eukaryota; Metazoa; Arthropoda; Arachnida; Sarcoptiformes; Oppiidae. Gene Ontology annotation, cellular component: nucleus. The transcript has a single exon. Gene Ontology annotation, molecular function: double-stranded telomeric DNA binding. The record is from RefSeq and is a predicted model, not a curated record. Bases 440 to 1819 code for a protein of 459 amino acids.